Rosa chinensis is the source of this 1237-nucleotide messenger RNA. RefSeq lists its product as uncharacterized. NCBI's taxonomy places the organism in Eukaryota, Viridiplantae, Streptophyta, Magnoliopsida, Rosales, Rosaceae. Gene Ontology annotation, molecular function: protein binding; transcription coregulator activity. The coding region runs from base 171 to 851 and encodes 226 amino acids. The record is from RefSeq and is a predicted model, not a curated record. Gene Ontology annotation, cellular component: histone deacetylase complex. The transcript has 6 exons. Gene Ontology annotation, biological process: regulation of DNA-templated transcription.
CUCCCUCCUUUGUGUUUCUUCUCUGCAAAAACACCCCAAUUCCGCUCGAAUUUCUCGCCUUCCUCUCUCCAAUUCCCCCAAAUACGUGUCCAGCAAUGCAUGAUCUUCGGUUUAAGUUCAAUUUCGACACCUAACGCCGUCGUUUUCACCGACUAAAUCACCCGCUAAAAAUGCUUCAGGCAAUGGAGAGCUCCGUCAACAAUGGCGGUUUCUCGCAGUUUCAGAGCUGCGGCGACAGUAGCGAAGAGGAGCUCUCGGUGCUGCCACGUCACACCAAGGUGGUGGUUACCGGCAAUAACAGAACCAAGUCCGUUCUCGUUGGUCUCCAAGGCGUCGUAAAGAAGGCCGUUGGGUUAGGCGGAUGGCAUUGGCUGGUCCUUACAAAUGGCAUAGAAGUAAAGCUUCAGAGGAAUGCCCUUAGUGUAAUUGAAGCUCCUACUGGUAAUGAGGAUGAUGAUGACCUUGAUUUUGAGACUGUCCAGUGGAAUGGAUCAGACAUGGCAUCCGAUGAUACCCAAAAAUCUCAAAGAUCAAGGCAUAGAGUGCAUAAAUCAUGUGGAUCAUCUCACAAGACUACAUGCAGAUCUCUCUCUUGUGACUCACAAUCUAAGGGCUCUGUUUCUACUCCUCGAGGGUCAGGAUCAACAAAAAUUGACCUUGGGAAACUGGAGAUGGCUGCUCUAUGGAGAUAUUGGCGACAUUUCAAUCUUGUUGAUGACAUACCAAACCCAUCGAAAGAGCAAUUAAUAGAUGUUGUUCAGAGGCAUUUCAUGUCACAGCAAAUCGACGAGUUGCAGGUGAUUGUGGGAUUUGUUAAAGCUGCAAAGAGAAUGAAGAAUGUGUGCAAAUGACAUAGAGGAGGAUUGGUAGUCAAGGCGUGCUAACAGAGUCACUGGUACCCUGGAUGUCCACUCCCCUAUUCUGAUAUCUUAACUUAAUGUAUCUAUCUAGGGCUUGUUUAUGCUUACAUGUCUGUUGAUGAGUAGAGUUGUAGAGGGAUUUUGUAUUUACCUUUUUGGUAGAUCGAGCAUAGUUAUUUGUAGAUAUUUAAACCGGUGGGCGGUGGGAAUUGGGAAAGACCUCUCCGUAGGAAUUAAGAGACCCUGUGGCUUAAUAUUCUGUCUAAGCUUGGUUGAAAUGUAUGUAAUUGCUGACUGGGGAAGAGGGGUUUUCCAAAAUGUAUAUAUUUUUAAGUUCUCUUAUCUACAAUGAUCCAUGUUUUAUGAACUUCUCGUAA